GGUUUCCCGCACACUGUGUCUUUUGUGACUUGUUGAGAGCCAGGAAUGUGUGCACUUGGCGUCCUCUCCAUCCUGUCACUGAUAAGGUCCUUUUUUUUUACUUUUCACCCCCUUAGUACAAAGCCCAGGUUUCUCAGGUGGAGCCUGGAUGAGAAGGUGGCCCUGGAGGUGCUAGCCGCCCGGGUGCUGAUGGACGCGCCCUUUACCCUGUGCUGUCCCUGGACCAUGCACAGUCUUUCCAUUGCGAGGACUCGAAGAGAGUGGGACUGCAGCACAGUAUGGAGGGGAGUGGAGACUCAACGCCUCCCGCCGACAGAGGACCGCGAGGAAGAUCGAAAGCGGCUACUAGGAUAUUCUGGGGCUUCCUGGCGGUGGCGCUUCUCUUCUCCAUUGUGGGAAUAAGUGUGGUCGGCGUUUUAGGAUGGAAAGAUAGUAAAGCAAAGCCUCUGUUACAGGUUGUCCGACUGACCUACAAGAACCUGCAGGGCUCCUCAGUGAACCAGUCUACCAUUACAGACAAGCGGAGGAAUACCGUCACCUACCGCGUGACCUCCCGAAAUCAGACCUCAGUGGUGUUAUUUGACAGCAAACAUGGACUGGUUUGCUAUAAGGCUGCUGGAGAAAAAUCCUGUUUCCUUCGCCGCAUGGAGAUGAGAGAUAUGGAAAAUAUACAUUCCUUCCUAAACAUGUCUGUAGCCAAGGACAGCAUCCUCUUCCUGCAGAACAACAGGACACGUUACUACCGCGAGUUCCUCGGUGUAAUAGGAGGUCGAAAAGUCAAUCAUGAACUUGUAGGGGAACCUGUCCAAAUAUUGUGUGACCAGCUCCCUAUUUACUGGGCCCCACAAGACGCCUCAUUUAUCUCUGCAUCGACAUCUGCUUCCCUAACAACAUCUGCGUGUCCGUCUGCUUCUACUACCUGCCCGACUAGGCGCCCGACCGUACGCCGACGGACUCCUCCCAGCGCCGCCUGGACAACCCCUCGAUAGCAGAAUUUUGCACAAAGUGUGGGAAGAGUUCAUUUAGGAUUCUGAUUGGUACCGGUCCCUUGUUAACCCCCGUGUGACAGCUGGACUGUGCAAUGUAUCGUACAUACCGCGAAAGUCUUUAGCAGCGGCGCCAUGAGCCUCAUUUCAGGGGACGACUAAACAACAAUAUGGGAUUGGAUACCAGAUACAUGUGGCUUUAACAGUUUACGGAUAUACAGUGUAACCCCCCACCCCAAAGUCCAGUCCUAGACUGAAGAUGGGGACGGGCGUACACAAAGAUGCCAGAUUCCUGUUUGUAUAAUCCACUUUAUAUAUUUCAUGACACAUUAAAUAUACUUACUUUUCACUAUAGGACUCCAUUGAUUUACUGCUUUAAUAAAAAAAAAAUUUAAAUAAACAUACAAGGAAUUUCCUAUACAGCAGUUUUUCCCAACCAGGGCGCCUCCAGCUGUUGCAAAACUACAACUCCCAGCAUGACCAGACAGCCAACGGCUGUCCGGUCAUGCUGGGAGU
This is a messenger RNA of Hyla sarda, 1502 nucleotides long. It is a transcript of the gene BRICD5, whose product is annotated as BRICHOS domain containing 5. Lineage: Eukaryota; Metazoa; Chordata; Amphibia; Anura; Hylidae. Gene Ontology annotation, biological process: regulation of cell population proliferation. The record is from RefSeq and is a predicted model, not a curated record. The transcript is spliced from 7 exons. The coding region runs from base 279 to 989 and encodes 236 amino acids.